AUGGGUCUCGUCGAGAAGUUCCUCCCUAAGGAUGACCGCUUUGCGGCGCUGCUGUUGUAUGGCAUGGUCUUCUCGACCUGUUUCAAUGGCUACGACGCGGGUAUCAUGACGGUCAUUCUGGCCGACAAGCAGUUUAUUCAAUACUAUGGCAUCAACGGUAGCAAGUCCGGGCUGGUGGCCACUAUUCCCUGGGCAAUGACAGGAAUUGCCCAGCUCUGGCUUGGAGGCACGCUGGCUGGCUGGCUGGGCCGCCUGUGGGCGUUGCGACUCUCCAUCUGCAUCAUGAUAAUCGGAGUAGUGGUCGAGGUCGUCCCCAACAGCUUCGGCGUCCUCAUCCUGGGCCGGCUUCUCACAGGCCUGGGCUUUGGCUGCGUCUACAUCGCAACAAACCUCUAUGUCGCAGAAUGUGCACCCACCAAGCUCCGAGGGAGCUUCGUCGGCACAGUCUCCCAGUUCGGCUACCAGCUAGGCACACUGAUCGCCUUCUGGGCCGGCUACGGCAUGUCCUUCCACAAGUCGCCCUACAACAUUGCCUGGCGAGUAUCAAACAUUAUUCAGAUUCCUAUCGGUAUUGCCUUCAUCUUCGUUUCAUUCUGGUACCCCGAAAGCCCGCGCUUCAUGCUGGAGAAGUACCCGGAGACGCCUGAGCGUGCUCUCAAGAUGCUCAGUCGGCUGCGGUCCGGCGCUCCAACGGAUGAGCGUAUCCGAACUGAGUUCCACGAACUUGUUGCCUCGUAUGAGUUCCGUAAGAGAUACGAUCCGGGAUAUAUGGGUCUUCUCAAGAGCAAGAGCAUGCGGAAGCGUCUUGCGUAUGGAUUUUACGCUGCGGGUCUUCAACAGUGCGGAGGUAUUGCCUCUCUCACUAUGUAUGCGACCCUGAUCUACCAAAGUCUGGGAUGGAAUUCGGGCUCGCAGGCUCUCUCCAUCAACGGAAUCCAGGCCGUUCUACAACUCCUGAUCGUCCUCGUGAAUACCUUCACCGUGGAAAGAUUCGGCCGACGAGGUCUUCUGCUCGCCGGGUUUGCUAUCCAGUCACUUGCGCUUCUCAUCAUGUCGUGUCUGACCACCGCAUUCCCUUCUAACAACAACAAGGCUGCCGCAAUCGUGGAGGUUGCCAUGCUCUUUAUCGUUGGCUUGACGUAUUGUUGGUCGAACGGUCCCAUUGCUGCGACGGUGGUGUCGGAGAUUUUCCCUCAACAUGUUCGGGACAAGGGGUUCGGUCUCUCCAUGCUUGGUCAGACUAGCUGGCUGAUUCUCCUCACGCAAUCGUGGCCUGACUUCAACGCCAAAGUCGGUGGACACAGCUAUUGGCUGCUCUUUGGGCUGAAUGUGGCUGCCGGGAUUUCCGUAUACUUCAUUCUCCCCGAAACCAAGGGCAUAUCUCUUGAGCGUAUGGAGAAGAUCUUCGGGGAAUUGGACUUUGUCGAGGCUGGAGAGCAUGAAUCGGACACGGAGAAACGCGAGGCCUUGGCCCUGGUCACCGAGGGCGAGAAGGCACCGGCUGCGCAUGUAGAGAAUAUCGCCAGGGAUAUUUCUUCUCCGGGACCGGAGAGAUCCCCUGCUUGA
This is a messenger RNA of Penicillium riverlandense, 1566 nucleotides long. RefSeq lists its product as uncharacterized. Bases 1 to 1566 code for a protein of 521 amino acids. Gene Ontology annotation, cellular component: membrane. The record is from RefSeq and is a predicted model, not a curated record. Gene Ontology annotation, biological process: transmembrane transport; carbohydrate transport. The transcript is spliced from 8 exons. Lineage: Eukaryota; Fungi; Ascomycota; Eurotiomycetes; Eurotiales; Aspergillaceae. Gene Ontology annotation, molecular function: carbohydrate:proton symporter activity.